Messenger RNA from Antechinus flavipes (yellow-footed antechinus), 4210 nucleotides. It is a transcript of the gene PARD6G, whose product is annotated as par-6 family cell polarity regulator gamma. Gene Ontology annotation, molecular function: protein kinase C binding. Gene Ontology annotation, biological process: regulation of cellular localization; centrosome cycle; establishment or maintenance of cell polarity. Bases 261 to 1412 code for a protein of 383 amino acids. The transcript has 3 exons. Lineage: Eukaryota; Metazoa; Chordata; Mammalia; Dasyuromorphia; Dasyuridae. The record is from RefSeq and is a predicted model, not a curated record. Gene Ontology annotation, cellular component: nucleus; apical plasma membrane; cell cortex.
CUGUGAGCCCUGUUCGGGCGAUUUUUACCUACUGAAGCCUGGGGAGAGCCGAGAGACUGAGGCGGGCGUUCCAAUUAGAACGCUGGGGCAAAGUGGAGACUUCUCUCGUGGCUGCGGCGUUCCAAAGAGAGAGAAAAAUCGCCUGUAGUCUGGGGGCCCGCCGCAGGCAGGGGGAGGGGGGCGCUUUCCCACAGACGGAUCAGCUUUUUGCAGCCCUUGUUGAGCAAGGGCGAAGAAUAGAGAUAACUGGGACCGAAAAAAUGAAUCGGAGUUUUAAUAAAUCUCAGAGUCUGCGGUUUUUCGAUUGCAACGCAGUGGAAGUCAAGAGUAAGUUUGGGGCUGAGUUUCGAAGAUUUUCUUUGGACCGUUACAAACCUGGAAAGUUUGAAGACUUCUACAAGCUUAUCCUUCACAUCCAUCACAUCUCGAACAUGGACGUGAUGAUUGGGUAUGCUGAUGUGCACGGUGACCUACUGCCCAUCAAUAAUGAUGACAAUUUCUUCAAGGCUGUCUCAAGCGCAAAUCCAUUGCUCAGAGUCUUCAUUCAAAGACAAGAAGAAGUAGACUACUGUAACUUUGGGACCAGCACAUUAACUAGGAAGAAGAAGGUCCUGGUUACCCUUCGUAACGAUAACCUCCGCCGGCGUCCUCACCUCAACAUCAGCAUGCCCCAUGACUUCCGACCAGUGUCUUCUAUCAUUGAUGUGGAUAUCCUUCCUGAAACCCAUAGGAGGGUCCGGCUGUACCGUCAUGGGUGUGAAAAGCCGCUUGGGUUUUAUAUCCGUGAUGGGACCAGUGUGCGGGUGACGUCCCAAGGCCUUGAGAAAGUCCCGGGCAUCUUCAUUUCCCGCAUGGUCCCUGGAGGCCUUGCUGAGAGUACAGGGCUGCUGGCUGUGAAUGAUGAAGUCUUAGAAGUGAAUGGGAUUGAAGUGGCCGGCAAAACCCUUGACCAGGUCACAGACAUGAUGAUUGCCAACAGCCAUAAUCUCAUUAUUACUGUUAAGCCAGCCAACCAAAGGAACAAUAUUAUUCGUAGCAGCCGGAUGUCUGGUAGCUCAGGUCAGUCAACAGACAGUACAGCCAGUCACCAUAGCUUGCCUUCUUCCCAUGCUGAACAGAACUUCCACCCUGAUGAAAUGGAGAGUGAUGAAGAGACCGACAUUGUCAUUGAAGGAGCUCUGGAGCCCCAGCAUGUCUCCAAAACGCCAAGUCUGCCUUCCAGCAGCCUUUCCCGGGUCAAUGGCACGACUUUCAGCCACAGGCUACAGAGGGAUCUCACACUCAACAACUCCAGUAGAGAAAGCAAUGGCAAUCUCCACAAACUACUGAGUUCCCUAAAAUCAGAUCCACGUCAUAGUCUGGUCAUUCCCAGGGGAGGAAUUGAAGAGGAUGGGACAGUGAUCACCCUUUAGUGGUUCCAUUGUGUACUCUUCUGUGUGUGUUUGUGAUCUGAAAGUGACUCAGAACAGAGAUGACUAGAACCACACACACCCAGGAUGAAAGGACCUAUAUUUUUACAAACCUCACCACAUGGAAGGAAAAGAACUGCAAGAAAUCUUAUUGAUUACAUGCAUAAUGGUCACAUUACAAAAAAAAAAAAAAAAACACUGGGGGAGAAAUAACACAGAAAGUCGCAAACCCCAUUUAAAAAUAAGUAGGAACUCAAUUGUGUGUUUUCUUGUUUGUCUUCAGUUUCCUUUUCCUGUUUUGCACGGUUCUUUCCAAGGGAUAGGUUGGAAAAUAGAAGUGUUCUGUAAUUAUAAUGACUUUGCAAAUGCAUAUAAAUUAUAUUUAUAUUAAUGCUUAAAUGCAAAAACUGGCCAUUUGCAAAUCAAUUAUAUCACAUCCAAAUGUAAUAAAAGCCUUAUUAAGAGUUUUUGAAAUAUGAAAUUGUUUGAUUGUUGUAUUAAAGAACAAUGAAUUUCAAAAUAAGUACAACCUCUCAAAUUAAAUAAAAAUAUAGUUUGCCAACAUCAUUAAUGGCCACUGCACAUGGGCAAAUCCCCUCUCCUUAUUUGCAGAUGUUUUACAAGUGAAUUUGGUUUGUACAUCUAUGCAUUAACUUUACAUACAAGGUUUAAGUAUAAGGAAUAAGGCUGAAUGUUUUUACAGACAUAUCUGAAUCUUUAUAAGGUACAGCUAUAAGUAUAUUUAGAAAAAAAAAGAAAGAAAAAUGCCAUCUUUCCCAUUUGUAUAAAUCAGUAUAAUUACAUUACAAUAAAUAUUAUCAAAAUAGGCAUUUGAAGGUAGGUGAUAGUAUCAUCCAUUACUUUAAAAAUUCUGAAAUCCCCUUUUGAAGGAGGGACUUGAUUUUCUUUGCCAACAUCUAAAAAUAACUAGGCACAUAAACCAGGAAGAAGUGUUUUAAAAAAAAAAAAAAAGAAGAAGGAAAGAACCUAGAGAGCCCAUAGACUUGAUUUUUCCCAAUGUCUGAAGGCAAUUUCAAAAAUAUCUGAGCAAUGUCAGUGCUUUGGGAUAAGUAUGUGGCCUCCCAAGGUGACUAUUUUGGAGGAUAACAGUCAUCUGAAUAUUUAAGUUCUGAAGCAGAGCUGAAGCAUAAAUAUUUGUAUGUGUGUGUACACAUGUGAAUAUAUGUAUGCAUAAACACACAAGUUUCUGUCUGUAUAUGUAUGUAGAAAUGCCUAUGCAUAUGUACACAUGUUAAUAAAUGUGUGUAUACAUAUACAUGAAUCAGAAUUUACAUAGUCAAAUAACUGUGUCAUAAAGACGUGUUCUUUGAGAAGGGUAUGAACUUAUCCCACUAAUGCUUCCAGUGCUCCAUAGCUACAAAAAGUUGUGAAGUAGCCUUCAGAAUGUAUAUAAAUAUAUAUAUAUAUAUUAUAUGUGUAUGUCAUAUAAACAUGUUUGUCCACAUAUACAUGCAUAUAUGUAUAAAUAUAGCAUGAUAUAUACGUAUGCCACAUCUAGACAUAUGAACACAUAUGCUUAUGCAUACACAUGCAUGUAUUUAUACAUAUAUUGUUAUAUUGUAUAUAUGUCUGUAUGUAUAUAUAGAAGCAAUGCAUAUAUUCACAUAUAUUUAUGUAUGAAUAUAUGUAUUAUUUAUAUGAAGCCAUCUAUAUAUACAUAUAUGAUCAUGUGCACAUUUGUAUGCAAACAUGUUUAUAGGGUACAUAUGUGUAUGCAUACAUGUUUUUUUUUAAUAAGUUUUUGCAAGUCAUAUAGAACGUACUGCUUUUUAACAAACAAGACCAAUGUUACCUUGCAAAUCCUAAUUCCAUAGUUUUUAUGGCUAUUUCCCCUUUAUUCUUCCAGGAAUGUGUUUACAUAUUAACUAAUUUUAAAGAUUUCCUAAUGCUCUAGUUAAAUUUUAUAUGAAAUGUAUUUUAUUGGGGGGCGGGAACACAUUCAACAUCUAUUCUUUGAAAAGUUCAUCCCAAAUAAAUUUUUGUAUAAAUAUGUAUGUGUAAAAUAUUUUUUUUAAACACUGCAACAGAUGCAAAAAGCUAAGGCUGCUGAAUUCCUGAUUCCUUUUAGAUCAGCACCACUUACUGGUCAAAGGAAGUACUGUUUUGAGAUAUAUUUCAUGUAUGGCAUAUACUAUAUAUUGGAAGGAAAACAAUUGACUUAAGGAGUUUUGAAUGAAUUAUGUGAAAAAAAAAUCUCUUUUGGAAAAUAUUUAUAUCGGACAGAAAUUGUGUAUUUUGGUAGUUGUGGUUCUCUUCACCUGUGCUAGUUUUUUUUUUUUUUUUUUUUUUUUUUUUAUACUGUGGGAUGCAAACAGCUUUAAUAAGCUUUUCUGAUCCACAAUAUAGAGAUCAGAGAUGAUCCUACUUUUAGGGGUCUAGGGGAAAAGACUCAAGCAAGAUGAAUAUAAUACAUUGUAAUGAAAAAUGCAAUGGAACUUUUUUUUUUUUAGCUCAUCCAGAAUGCAAAUGUUACUUGAGCAAACUGUUGUUUUCAUCAUGUGAACCCUAACAAUCAUGCUGAAUAUACUGCUCAUUAUUGACUUGCUUGGUUCAUUUAGUAAUUUGUUUUCUUGGCCAAAGUCAAGAAGCCUUUUGUAUCAGCCUACUUUUGUUGCCCAAUUCAGAAAAUUGCUAUUAAAAAGGAAAAGAAAACUCAGUUGGAAAUGUCUUCAAUUUUAAGAACAAAGUGUAUUUUUCUACCUUCGGCUACUUGUCAUUUUCUUUAAAAAAAAAAAAAAAAGAACUUUGUAGUAUUGCUUAUUAAAGUUUUGGUUUUUGUA